CUUUGUUUUUACAAUGAGAAAACGCUCGCGAAGCUGACUAUCCCACGUAUUUAUUAUUAUGCAAACGCGGCCGUAAUAGCGCAUAAACAUAUGAGUUGACAUUAGAGGAAAUGUCGAGCGAAUACUGAAUAAUGGCUCUGGCGAAUUUUACGGUACCCUUGAUCGAGGCUGCUACACCUGCACUCGCAGCAUCACCUUCUAUGCCCUUACGGGUAGAUCUGGAUGAUCUUCUUUACUCACCUGAGGAACAACAACCAGAAUAUGCAGCGCAGUAUACCAGCAAUGAACCUUUUGUACCGCCCCCUAAUAUACAACAGUCAAGAAACUCUAAGGUCAGAAAACGUGCUGGAACAGCAUACCUUCCCCCACCUAAUCAAUUUACUCACUAUCAACAACAAAAUAAUAAUCCACAAAACCCUUUCAAUAGUCAGUUGAAUACGCAAAUUUAUCAUCAAAAUACGAGACUCGAUUUACAGAUAGAUAAUCAGCGAGUUCAGGAAAUUAAUGGUCAUUAUGAUAAUACAGGGCAAUACGUUCAUGAUCCUACAGGAGAUUACGACUAUGAUCAGAGGAAAAAUGUUAAAAAUGCACCGCUAAGACCGCCAUACAAUCCAGGUUACGCGAAUGCACCUUUUCUACCUGCAACUGAAGCCGGUCCACCAUCUAGUCGAAGGUUUGAUGGCAUCUCCAACCAAAACUUUAAUAAUGUAAACGUUCCUGCGACGCCGCCACCUCAAACGGUAUCGCGGAAGCCAAAUGAGGCUGGAAGUAAAAUUAGUGGUAAUAGUGGUACUAAUGGACAAAUACCUCCAGAUCGUCCCCGAGGGUUUACUAAAGUGGAAACAGGGGGAUCAGAAGGCAAAACACAGCUGCAUGCUAUCCUCGACUACGAUGACGAUGACUACUACGAAGAUGUACCGGGAUCAGAUUCCGGUCAACCGGCGGUAACUCCUCUACAGGGCCCUAUCUUAUUACGCAACGGCUCAGUACCCGUUGUGCCUUUAACAUCAUAUCCUACAGUCAACAACGGAUCUUUCUACCAAAUACCUAUCCUUUGGACUGCCCUGUCAUUAGCCUUGGGUUACGAGCUCCAAGGUCAAGUAAUCCGAGGAGUGCCAUGCGUGAAACGAAAUUUUCAACUCUAUUGUCCGACAGCCGGCAACACAUAUCCUAUAGACAAAAUCGAGACGUUCAUAGAUGAGAAUAAAGCUCUAAUCAAGAGAAUGUAUGGAUCGUUCACAAUACCAGGUGGUAACAGGGUGAGAAGGGCACCAGGUGUACCUGACAUGCAUGCAGGAGACUCGUACUUCCGACAUGUGCGGCAAACCAAGCCGCCACUUCCUGACGCUCAAUCUGUCAAUAAUACUGGAAGGAUAGACGCUUGCGAAAGUAAAACAGAAAUAAUGACGCCAUAUUGGGCGUUGAACUCUGCGAGGAAGCUACGGGCGAUUGUGAACACCAUGCACUUCGAACAGGCCAUACAUCAAGAAGUUUGCAGUAAACAAUCUACGUCGAGAUGUUCGGGUGACUGUGGUUGUGAACAGAAGUAUAAAUGGCAUCGACUGCUGGCCUAUGACCCAAAUGACGACUGCGCUGGCAUUUUCAUGGACUGGUUUUUAUUCCCCUCAUGCUGCGUGUGUCGAUGCAAGCCAUAGAUUCGAAAUAGUUAUUCCAUAUUAUUUUUAAUCACUGUCAAUUGAUCAAUAUCAUAUAAAUUAUAUCAAUUUUUUUUUUAUUCUUGAGCAAACUAUUUAUUUUUUAUUCAAAAUCUUAUUUAAUGAAAAUUUGUAACUGUUAAAUAAUUACAUAAUCUAAGACUUCGAUUAUAUAUGAUGGAAUAUUUCUUUCAUAGUUACUAUGUUACUGAGAGCUAUUAAAUAAAUAUUUAUAUUAAGAUUGAAAUAAUUUUGUAUAAUGUAACCAGCUAUGGUAAAACCGAACCUUCAUAACAUAAUAUACGAACUGCACCUUCUUUUGUUGGAAAUUAAAACUACCUUUGGUGAUUGAAAUAUUGUGUAUGUAGUUACUUAAUUUACAAAAUUAAAAGUCGUCAAUAUGCGUUUUAUGUUGAUUGUGGCAAAAAAAAUUUAAUUUAUUUUUCACUAUGCUUUUAUAUUUUUAUGUCACAAACAAAAACCUAUACACAUAGGUAAGAGCGUCUGACAUUUUUUGCACUGCCAUCAAUUUUUUUUAGUUAAAUGUAAAUCGUGAUGAUAUUGCUAAACUACGUCUAGCUGUAAAUAAUUUCCGUCCGUUAUUUGUAAUAUAUUCAUAUAUAGGAAUAGGAAGCUUUAUUAAAAAGUUGCAAAUACAAUCUUAAGAAUAUAUAAAACUAGUAAAGUUACAAACUUAUUAUUUUGUGCUGUAUUUAAACUUGCAAAGCUCCUAGAAUAUUUUUUCAUAAAAAUGAAACUAAAUUAGUAUAAAUACUUAAUACUACUCCGAGAUACCGAUUCUUCAAUAAUACGGUUCAAUGGUAAAUAAAAGUUGCACCUAUUUAGUAAGAUACCGUAAUAAUCAAGUUAAAUACUUUGUAGCUUGCUAUAAUUUACCUUUUCAUAAAUAUAAAAAACUAUUUCGA
This is a messenger RNA of Melitaea cinxia (Glanville fritillary), 2581 nucleotides long. It is a transcript of the gene spz3, whose product is annotated as protein spaetzle 3. Gene Ontology annotation, cellular component: extracellular region. The transcript is spliced from 6 exons. The record is from RefSeq and is a predicted model, not a curated record. Gene Ontology annotation, molecular function: growth factor activity; Toll binding. Lineage: Eukaryota; Metazoa; Arthropoda; Insecta; Lepidoptera; Nymphalidae. Gene Ontology annotation, biological process: innate immune response; regulation of Toll signaling pathway; central nervous system formation. The coding region runs from base 132 to 1655 and encodes 507 amino acids.